Drosophila serrata is the source of this 1517-nucleotide messenger RNA. RefSeq lists its product as uncharacterized. The record is from RefSeq and is a predicted model, not a curated record. Lineage: Eukaryota; Metazoa; Arthropoda; Insecta; Diptera; Drosophilidae. Gene Ontology annotation, biological process: multicellular organismal reproductive process.
GAUUUGCAAGCAACGCGCGCCGUCAACUCGAAAAUUCGUUUUUGCCAAUUUUUUUGAGCAGAAGUUUGGCAAUUAGCUUAGGUUGUGUGUUUGUGUGUGGGAGUGCUUGUGCCUGUGUGCGGCAAUUGCAGCAACAAUUGCAGUUAACCGAGAAAACCGACCGUAAACAACAACAACAAACAUACCGCUCGUGAAGAAAUAAAAGUGAAGCCGGUUUGCAAAAAUUACGCAAAAUAAGAAAAAUAAGAAAAAAACGAAGGAAAAACGGAGAAAACAAAAUUACAGCCUGCACUGUAUUCGUGUGUUAAAUCGAGUCACACGAAAAUAGUCAAAAAGGCCAGCCCCCAUAAUCGAUUAAAACUAGUUUGCAUCGCCUGCAUCCCAUUGUUCGAUUGUUAGUUUUCUUUGAGGAAAGCAAAAGAGUCGCCUGGCCGAAAAUGCAGUCGUUUUGCAUCUCGCUGACGCUGGUCGCCUUGGCUAUCGCACUCGGAAGUGCUCCUCCAGUGGCGAGUGCCGCCACGCUGCCAACAUCCGCGCCAAGCGUGUUCAGCAGCGAUCCCAGGAGCGGUCCGACGAGUGGCAGUGACGAUUUGGGCGGCCAGCAGUUCGAUUCAGUUACACCACCGGCUCCGACAGCACUGUCCGAGGGCUCCAAUGAGGUGACACCGUGUAGUCUCGGUUCGCCGGAGCUCAAUGAGUGCAUCCGUGGCCUGAUCCAGACAUUUGCCCCCAAACUGAAGUACCAGGGUGUGCCUGAGUUUAACAUGGGCGCCAUUGAUCCCUAUUUUUACAAGCGGGGCAUCUUCCGGUACACCAACGAUGGCAUCCAAGGUGGCCUUUUGAUCAAGAACAUGGAGAUCUAUGGCAUUAGCCAGCUCCAGGUGAACAGUGUGGCUGCGAACUUCACUGAAAACGGAUUUAUAAUCAAACUGGGCGUUGAGCUGCCACAGCUGAAGGCUGGUGGACACUUCAAGGCGGACGUGAAGUUCGGUGGCCUGCGUCUGGUGCCCAAGGGUCCCUUCAACAUCACCAUCGACAACGUCAAGGCCACCAUUCUGACCGACGGCCACAUCGAACAGCUGCCCAGCGGUCAGCAGCGUCUCAGCUUACACCGUCUGAAUGCCAAUGUCAAUAUCGGUGACGCCAAGGUGGUGGCCAACGGCAUCUUCUCCGAUCGGAACUUGAAUGCUAUGAUCCUGAAUCUGGUCAACGAGAAUCUGCCGGAGAUCACACGCGUCGGAAUUCCAGCCACCCGUGAGCAGUGGGCUCCCAUUUUGAUUGCGCACAUCAACGAGUUCUUUGCCAAGGUUCCUAUCGAGAAAUUCCUGGUUCAAUGAGGCACUAAAUCCCCUUCUCUAGGAAUAAUUAGCUCCUAGUUAGUGUUAGCCUAAUAAUUACAAUUACAAACUUAUGUUAAACGCUGUUUCCAAAUAAUGUUCUAUGCUCAAACGAUUUGGCAAUCAUUUGGAUUAAUUUUCUACAUAACCAUUUUGUAUUUAUUUAUGUUCAACGAAAAA